AUGAAAACUGAAUGUCAUCUGGAAACUGUUUCGCAAUAUCUGUCAGCUACUGAAAAAUAUCAUAAACUUAAAAGGCUUUUUGGUGAAGCGCCUUCUUGUUUACCAUCAAAUCGUUUAUGUGAAUUGCUGUAUUGGGGCUGUCGAAGGAUACAAUUGUGGCUUUACGUGGAAAUAGAUAUUGAAGAUUUAUUAUCGAAUCCAUUUAAUACACAGCCUCCUUCGCUGAAUGAAUUGAUUCAUGCAACAGGCUUUAAUAAGGAUUGGAUUAUGUUUAUGUAUCGAAAUUUUAAACAGGUCUGUUCAAAUGGACGGAUGUCAUUGCAACAAUGGAGACGAAUAUUCCAAUUAAUAUUUCCCAAAUCGGCAAAUACCGAAUUUGCUGAUCGCGUAUUUCGGACAAUUGCUGGUAGUAAAACUCGGAAACAUAUCACUUUCGAGAAAUUGAUAUUAUGUUUGCAUGCAAUAAGUGAAUGUUAUUGUGCUUAUGCAUCGACAAGCUCUCAAAAUUCAUCUGCUCAUUUUUCAAAGAUAGCGCAAUUUGUUUUCCUCUUAAUGGAACCGGAUAAUAAAGAACGAAUAAAUUUGGAUUCUUUUGAAGAUUAUGCUGAAGCUGUGUUCAGUUUAAAUGUCCCAUCCGUAGUUUGUAACUCAGAACAGUUAUUUAGUCAAAUGCUUAUUUCUAAUGAUCAUAAUGAUACGCCGUCUAAGCCAUUUCAAUUUUCGCCAAAUUUCAAGCAUUAUACAUUGCAAUGUUUCAAUGAAAUGGAUAAUGAUAACGAUGGAUUGAUAACUGUGAAUGAUGUGGAAAGAAUGUUAGCGUCUGAAUGUAAUUCGAUGCGCCUUUUCAAAGAAGCUCAUUUAUUGCAUUCCUAA
Molecule: messenger RNA, 873 nt
Organism: Acanthocheilonema viteae
Lineage: Eukaryota; Metazoa; Nematoda; Chromadorea; Rhabditida; Onchocercidae
Source: the annotation of a GenBank genome assembly